AAUCACUUCACUCUCUCGAUAUUGAAGUUGAUUAAUCUCUGAAGCCUGAAUUUGUUACUUGUUAUUCGAAGAAACAGACCAACCAUAAUGGCUGUUGUUUCGUCUAGGUCCUUUGUUUGUUGUCUCCUUUUCCUUUUCAUUGUCGUAUCUCAAGCCAGCGCCCAGUAUAACUAUGUAUACUGCGAUAACAACGAAGGUAACUACACAGCCGGUAGCACUUAUCAAACCAACCUCAACACCCUUCUAUCCAAUCUCACUUCCAACACACAAAUCGACUAUGGUUUCUACAAUUUCUCUUACGGCCAAAACAGUGACACGGUAAACGCCAUUGGGCUGUGCAGAGGAGACGUUGAGCCAGACGAGUGCCGCAGUUGCCUCAGCGAUGCCAGAGACAAUCUUACACAGCUUUGUCCAAACCAGAAAGAGGCUAUUUUGUACCAUGACAGGUGCAUGUUGCGCUACUCAAACCGCUCAAUAUUUGGCUUAAUGGAAACUCAACCUUCGUACUAUAUGUGGAACGCAAACAAUGCAACGGAAGUGUACCAGUUCAAUCAAGUUCUCAACAACUUGCUGAGGAUUCUAACAGGCAUAGCUGCAUCAGGUGACUCUCGUCGAAAGUAUGCAGCGGCAAAGGCAGAUGCUUCAAAUUAUCAAACCAUAUAUGGUGUUGUUCAGUGCACUCCUGACUUGCCUCAACAAGAAUGCUACCGCUGCUUGGUUGGGGCUAUUGCAGAAAUCUCAGCUUGUUGCAGCAGCAGGAUAGGUGCUAGGGUUGGCAGACCCAGUUGCAAUAUCAGAUACGAAAAUUACAGCUUCUAUGAACCUACUGCAUAUGCACCGGCCCCUGCCCCGUUAAUGUGAUGCGUCACUUCCACCAUAUCCAUCUAUAUAAUACUUAUACAAAAUUAUUCGUAAAUAAUGAUUGUGAUAGAUUGAAUAAAGGUGGCUACUAUUACUUAGCCAUAUAUGAUUUAUGCGACCGCCCUAGGAAUAAUUUCU
This is a messenger RNA of Vigna angularis (adzuki bean), 999 nucleotides long. Its product is annotated as cysteine-rich receptor-like protein kinase 29. The coding region runs from base 88 to 861 and encodes 257 amino acids. The transcript has a single exon. Lineage: Eukaryota; Viridiplantae; Streptophyta; Magnoliopsida; Fabales; Fabaceae. The record is from RefSeq and is a predicted model, not a curated record.